Molecule: messenger RNA, 849 nt
Organism: Leptosomus discolor (cuckoo roller)
Lineage: Eukaryota; Metazoa; Chordata; Aves; Leptosomiformes; Leptosomidae
Source: RefSeq, a predicted model, not a curated record
GCCCACCAUCCUUCAUGGUCCCCUCUCCCCCGCAGUGACGUGACAUUCAUGGUGGGCCAGGAGCAGCAGAAGGUGUUUGCCCACCGCUGCGUGCUGGCGUGCCGCUGCCAGGCUUUCCAGGGGAUGCUAAGCCAGGGGCCAGUGGGCAAUGAGGACUCCCCCAGGAGCGUUCCACCCCAGGGCCCCUUCAUCCUGGGCAACGUGCAGCCAGAGGUCUUCCUAGCCGUCAUUGAGUUCCUCUACACCAACAGCGUCAGCCUCAACAGCCACAUUGCGUUGGAGGUGCUGACCUCGUCAGUGGAGUAUGGCCUGCAGGACCUGUGCAAGCUCUGCAUCAAGUUCAUCAAGGAAACACUGAGCGUGGAGCAGGUCUGCGAGGCCCUGCAGGCUGCGGUGACCUAUGGUCAGGCAGACCUCCAGCAGCACUGCCUGGCCUUCAUUGAGGGCUGCACUGCGGCAGUGGUGCAGACACAGGGCUUCCAUGAGCUCUCCGACGUGGUGCUGGCACAGGUGCUGCGCAGCGACCGCCUAGCCAUGGACGAGCUGGACCUGGUGCAGGCUGUGCGGGAGUGGGCACAUGUCAGCUCAGCUGUCCUGGAGCGCCCAGUGUCUGAGGUGGCCGCCCUGCCCGUGCAGGAGCUACGCCUGCCCUUGCUGGCACCCAGUGAGCUGCUGAUGCUGGAGAGCCAUAACCAGCAGGAUCUGCUCAUCCCGGUGGAGAGCAUCGCGGCAGCCUGGCGGUCCCACACACUGAGGAAGGGCAAUAAGGUGCCCUCCCACCUCUGCCGGCUCCGGCAUGGCACACGGCCUCGUGACCACCACCGUCACCUGGACCCGCAUGCCAAGUAG